GUUGAUGUGCGCAGGACGUUCUCAGAACGUAACACGGGUGGACGACCUCCUGAGAAAAGAACGGACAAACUCGAUCGAACCAUACAGUUUCCGGCUUAUAUUACGACAUCGCGCUCUCCUCGCCUCCCAUGCUCAUGUCCCGGUUCGAAACGCGGAGAAUCCCACCAUGCUUCUUAAAUCUUGCCCCCACCCGGACGUGGAUGCAUGACGCCCUUCUCGAUAUCGAGCACUCCAGAAGAGUUCUCGCCGGUCCUCUUUGCGAUCGCUGCACCGGUCCUCAAUGCGGUCGCCUACGUCGUCAUGGUCGUUAUCGGGUCCCUAUGCGUAUUUUUUCUCGUUAGGCGGCUAAGGCCGCAGAGGUCGCGGUCGGCUGCCGCAGCGGACCCUGACUCGGACAGCGGGAUGCCAGGCCCAAGCCUUUCUCGGCGGCACGCGUGGUUUUAUAUCGUCUAUGUCGUGUGCAUGGUCUGUUUCGGUACGGCGUACACUGUCUCGCUCCAAUUCGACAUUGCGCAGCCGCGGCAUGCGAACGCAUGCCAUCGGGGGGAGGGGAAGGCACCUACCUACAAUGUCGUUGCGUUCGCUGUGUCGAAUAGCGCAUUUGCACUGAGCGGAGGGAUUGCGGACGUUCUGGUGGUUUGGAGAUGCUGCGUUAUCUACCGAGAAAGCAGCUGGUGUCAAUGGGUGAAGACUUUAUGCUGGCUGUUGUUUGCUUCGGACUGUCUGAUUGGGGUAACGGCUGCAAUCAUGUACUCUGUUCCCAGCGUAGGCAACAACGCAAUCCCCGUCGUCCUUGCGCAGAGCGCGUUCACUAUCUCAGCUACGCUAAAUCUAGUAUGCACUGCGUUGAUCGUCGGACGUCUAUAUUCCGUGAAGAAGUACUUCACGGACACCAUGGGCUCGACUGACCGGAGCCAGCUGCGUUAUGCCACCAUCAGCGCAAUGCUAAUCGAGUCGUGUGCACUAUACGCAACUUUUUCGGUCACGUUACUCGUUUUAUGGUUCCUGCGUAGCCCUGCGUCCUUCGUCGCAUUUGCUCUCUUGGGCCAGUGUCAGAUUAUCUCUGUGUUCCUCGUUAUCCUCCGUGUCUCUCGAGGUGUUGCGUGGACCCGCGCACCAGACCUUAGCGCCGUCGUCGAUCUCGACUUUGCGGAGUUUUGCAAGAUCGACCUUCCGGGACCAGGACCUUCGGGGUAAUAUUCGCUUGGGUGGACAAGCUGCGUAUCCCAAGCCUAUCCGUUGAAACAUCGGUAAGAAGGCGCCCGCAGAGACCAUGACAGCAUUGCGACCUUGCGUGAACAGGAAGAUGACCCGCGGGCUGUCAUCAGUCCCACGCGUCUCACAGUCUGUCACAUUGGACCCUCGUUGCAUAGCAUUCCACCCUUGGCAAGGGAGAGUGAAAUAUUGCGGGCCAAGUAAUUUACGUGCGUUAGUGUGCUGUAGGCUAUAUUUGACAAUA
Molecule: messenger RNA, 1459 nt
Organism: Coniophora puteana RWD-64-598 SS2
Lineage: Eukaryota; Fungi; Basidiomycota; Agaricomycetes; Boletales; Coniophoraceae
Exons: 6
Coding region: 205-1197 (330 amino acids)
Source: RefSeq, a predicted model, not a curated record